This is a messenger RNA of Gigantopelta aegis, 1704 nucleotides long. Its product is annotated as epithelial cell-transforming sequence 2 oncogene-like. Lineage: Eukaryota; Metazoa; Mollusca; Gastropoda; Neomphalida; Peltospiridae. The coding region runs from base 88 to 1704 and encodes 538 amino acids. The transcript is spliced from 12 exons. Gene Ontology annotation, molecular function: protein binding. The record is from RefSeq and is a predicted model, not a curated record.
CGCGUGCGCUCUAGUAACAGGAAGCUAAUGGCGGGCAUUUCAUAGUCUUGACGGAACUUGCAUCUGAAGAAAAUUACGUUUGAGAAAAUGGAAGGUCUUGAAGAAAGAUCAAAAACCAAGAAACUCCAUACCAAGCUUACUUUAACACAAGAUGAUGAUAAGAUUUUGGGUCGCCCUACCGCCCUAAGGCGAGAAAAGACUUUGUCUAUGGACAAAGUGGCCACAUUGAAAAUGAAAACUCACAAUAGUGCCUGGACUCCUAUACUACACAAGCCAUCAAACGAGCAGAUAUUUAAAGAAAGACGAGACCUCGUUUCUCACUGGUUUGACUUGUGGACGGAUUCUCAGCGAAAGAGGUUUCUGGACGUGAUCUUCCGACAGUGUACCCGUGGCCAGAACAGAUUUGUCAUCGAGUGGUUUCGGCAGCACGUUCCCAUGCAGCAUCUUGAUUUUGUGACUGUCCUCCCCCGGUUUCUGUCUCUGUACGUGUUCUCAUUCCUCGAACCGAAGAGUCUCUGUCGAGCUGCUCAGGCCUGUUGGCACUGGAAGUUCCUUGCUGAUCAGGAUGCUAUAUGGAUAGCCAAGUGUAAGAAGUAUGGCUGGUUUCUGCCGUACACACCGGCUGACAAUGAAUAUGGAGCGUGGAAGCGACACUAUGUGGCCUGCGUCCAGACCCUUGACUACGUGACAGGCAGUGGCAAGGACGACCUGUAUGGGACGAGAGCUGAUGGAGCUCAAUACACAGGCAAAAUGCUCCGACUGAAAGGAAACAGAUUAUCAAAGUCAGACAGCAGACGACUAAUGGACAUUCGCCCGCCGUGGAAGGGGCCGGAUAACAAGCCGAAGGAUCUCGACAAGUCUCACUUCGCCUUCCUCCACGACCUGAACGUGAACGAUCCCCUGCUGCCCAAGUCUGCCCUGGUACUGCACAACAAGUGGGGCAUCACAAAACACGACGUAGAUGUCAGCAAAUCUCUCGACUUCGAGGUCGGUAUGGACACGUCGAGGAGGAAGGAAAGACACAGAGCUCUGACGGCGGGCGAGGACUAUAACCCUCUGCAGACAAACAACCACACGCUGAGAGAAGUGAUUAACCUGGAGAACUUUGAGGAGAUGCGUAUGAGAGAACUUGUAGAGACAGACUGGAAGCCGCCAAAACGAGUUUUCACUCGUAGAUUUGACCAGACUGGAAAGGGUGGUUUCUAUUCUAGCAGACAGACAUCCAAAUCGACCACACUUGGUGGUAGCAUGAUGGAUAAGAAUCCGCGAGUUUUGUUCAUCUCAUCCCGGGUGCCUGCAGCCGAUCUGCUGCUUGACGCAGUCACGUUCGGGGUUGUGCCGAUUGUCUACGAGUACGAGGGCACGUCGACGGAGACUCUUCUCAGUCAGCUGGAGUCCAUCCUACAGGGCAGACAUGCACAGAGUGUUGGUUUGUUCUGCCACUCGGAAGAGCCCGGAGAAGUGAGGCUGGUACAUGGAUGCACCAUUAGUCUUGAUAACUUUGACUGUCCUGAGUCAAGAGAGUUCUUCGAAACGGUGUCCAAUCACAUUUUACCAACCUACAUGGGGGGUCAGUUUGACAUCUUUGUGCCACUGGCUGCUUCAGAGUCUGGUAUGGAAUUCAUCGUACAGUUGACCGUUCUCACUGAAAUGCAGUUCUCAUCACCCACUGGGAUCAUUGGCAGUUAUAACCACGGUUUGUAG